Molecule: messenger RNA, 1907 nt
Organism: Sinocyclocheilus grahami
Lineage: Eukaryota; Metazoa; Chordata; Actinopteri; Cypriniformes; Cyprinidae
Product: protein Dok-7-like
Exons: 10
Coding region: 44-1840 (598 amino acids)
Biological process (GO): positive regulation of protein tyrosine kinase activity; neuromuscular junction development
Molecular function (GO): protein kinase binding
Source: RefSeq, a predicted model, not a curated record
ACUGCCGCGGACCGCUCACAGCUGUCGGGAACCAUGACACAAGAUGACGGAUACGGUUGUCGUAGAGGGACAAGUCAGACUUCGAGAGGGGAAAAAGUGGAAAAACAGAUGGGUGCUUCUUCGGAAACCUUCGCCGGUUGCAGACUGCCUGACCUUGCUGGUGUAUAAGGAGCGUGGAGAGAAGAGUAAAGGACAGCGGGAGAGGAAUCAGGCCACGCUGAGGGAUAUCUGUGGACUGGAGGCACUUCAGGGGUUUGAUGGAAUGAAUUACGUGCUCAGUCUGCUCUGCCUGAGCCAGUCUGUCAUGCUGGGCUUCGACAACAAAGUGUCUCUUCUGGCCUGGGAUGCCCGUAUCCGCUACAGCCUUGGAGAGGGGGCUGGUGUUUUCUUCCUUGCAUGUGCAGAAGGAGAACAGAUCAGUUUUUUGUUCGAUUGCAUCGUUCGUGGCAUAUCGCCAAGCAGGGGGCCGUUUGGACUGCAUCCAGUCCUGCCAGACCCCAGUGCUAACCCAUCAUCUAUAGAAGACAGGAUUAGCCAGGAGGCUUGUGAGCUAGAGAAACGACUCAGUAUGCUGUCCAUUUGUAGUCACCACAGCAGUGCAGCCUCCACCUUCAGUUAUGGCGCCUCCUUGGCAGGAGAUGAUCGGAGCAUCUCCAGCUCCUCCUCUGAGACCAGCCAUUCUGAUAACAGCCUGGGCAGCCGCCUGGCGAUAUGGCCUGAGCCAGUCAGACACCCCACUCCUGUCGAACCAUCAUCAUCAUCUUCCCUGUUAGCGUUUGCGGGAUCUAAGAGUACAGCCUGUUCUGUCAGCACGUCCAGUGACGAGCGUCUAUAUGGAGCAAUGAUGGGAGGGCUCCGUCCCCCAUCCAAGCCUCCUCACCCCAGAGGCCUUCAAGAGGCGGGACGCCAGAGCUCAACAGACAGCGGUAUUGCCACCGGAAGCCACAAUUCUUAUUCUGGAAGCUUCUCCUCCUACACUGGUAGUAUGGAUAUUGGGCAUGGAGAGACUGAUGAAUUUGGAUCCUUAACAAGCCUCCCUCAAAACCCCAGUUCAAACUCUAUCUCCCUUAUCAACACUCCAGUACGAACAAUUCCUCUAAUUCCUGAGCACAAACCGUGUGUGUGUCCACUCAGAGAGGCUGCUCAAAUGUACCAGGUACCCACUCCACCUCUGCAGCAUUAUGACAUCCCCCGCAGGCUCCUACAACAUCAGGAGAAGUUUUUGACUGCUGCAAGCCAGGGACGGAGGCCUGAAUGUGGAGCUCUGGGACCAGAGGGCGUCCCUGCAGAUGCUACCCUCAAACAAACUGUCCCACAGAGAUUCAAUUGGGGUGGGGAAGGAGCAGCACCCCCCGAAGGUUCCACUACACUGCAAUUACAGCCCACCAUCUGUCCUGACUGUGGGGGAGAAAAGGUGGAGGAGAGGAGCAGGUGUGAGAUGAGAAGCAGUUCUGAGGAGCAGAAGUCUGACGCUGAUCCAAAAGGCAAUUAUGAGCAGAUGGCAUUUAUGACUGAUGCAUCCAGGUGGCCACAGUUCAGAGCUGGAGAAUAUGGAGAGGCAGGACUGACAGUUAUCGACAAACUUCAAAGUGAUUCUGUUAACUAUGUGAAUAUCCCCAUCAGUCCUACAUCUAAACGCCAGCUGCACUAUAUGGAGUUAGAUCUGCAGGACCGUCCAGAGUCAAGCCACACUGUCAGAGCGGCCGGCUCCAGCACUAAAUACGCCCACAUUGACAUCACUGCGACUCAGACAGCACAGAGGGUGGGAGCCCAGCAUGCACAGGGCCGAGAGGAGAGACUACAGGAACUAGAACAGAAGAGGAGAAGAACACUCACCUGAAAAUAUAAUGAAGUGGAGUCAAAACGUCUGAGACUACAUUGGAAAUAUAGAUCCCCCCCCCUUUUAA